CUUGCUGAAGCAAUGCUUGUCACCUACUCCUUUUGAGUUCCACUAUCUUUCUCUCUCUCAAGACACUUUCUUUGUAGAAAUUCAGGAGUCACAAGGUUUAACACCCACAGAGAGAGAGAGGAGGAGGAGGAGAGAAGCUGCCCUGUUUUCUUGCUCUGUUUUUACUCUGUUUUUGGGUUCUGAGUCUCUGCAAUGGAGAGACACAAGUGUAAGCUCUGCUUCAGGAGCUUCGCUAAUGGAAGAGCUUUGGGUGGUCACAUGAGGUCUCACAUGCUGAAUCUUCCGGUUCCUCUAAAGCCAGAACUAGAAGAAGAGGAAGACCCACAGAAUCAACUCAGUGAAGAUGCUGACUCAGCUUCUUCGUCCUCAUCAUCUGAAGAAGAAGAAGAAGAACCAGAGGGAGAAGAGAAUUCAGAGAAGGGUUUGUCUUAUGGUCUCAGAGAGAACCCAAAGAGAAGUUUUCGGUUGGUAGAUCCUGAAUUUGCUUUCGCUGUUGAUGCUGGUUCUGUUGUUCUUCAAGACAGAGAAAGCGAGACCGAGUCAUCAAAGAACCCAACUCGGAGACGAUCUAAGCGAACUCGGAAGUUGAUCCAGCAUCAUCAGUACUAUAACCACCAGAAUCAAGAACGAGAGAAUUUCAAGAAGCUUAAGUUUCACAAACUCAGUAACAACAACAACAAAAGGUCCGAGUCAUGGGCAGAGCCUGAACCGGUAAGUUCGAUCUCCGAUGCCGCCACAGAAGAAGAUGUAGCUUUCUGUCUUAUGAUGCUUUCGAGGGACAAAUGGAAGAAGAAAGAAAAACUUCUCAAUGAACAAGAACAUGAAGAAUUAAAGGCAGAGGAAGAAACAGAUGAAUCUGAUGAGUUCAAAUCAUGCAAGAACAGAACUAGAGGAAAGUACAGAUGCGAAACAUGUAAGAAAUCGUUUAAAUCUUAUCAAGCACUUGGCGGGCACAGAGCAAGUCACAAGAAAAUCAAAGCAACCAUUAAUGUUCAAGAGCCAGAGUUGUUAGAAACAGAGAACAAUGCAGGUUCUCAAAAGAAGAUUCAUAAAUGUCCUUAUUGUUACAGAGUUUUCUCUUCAGGACAAGCACUCGGUGGGCACAAGAGAUCUCAUGUAAUUACCAGUUCAACACCGCCGCCGCCACCACCACCACAACCACCAGCUACUACUACUGCUACUCCGGCGAGAAGUUCCACCAUAAGCAACAAUUUCAUAGAUCUUAAUCUGCCAGCUCCAAUUGACGACGACAUUAGCCAAAUCGAACUUUCUGCACUUUCUGAUGAUGAAUUUGUUAACCAUGCUAGGCGAUGAAGACUCAAGGGUUUGAUUGAUGGUCUAAAAAGGUACAAAAAUUUUGCCACUUUUAUUGGAUCCAAGAGGAACCCAAUUUGACAUUAUCAAUUGGGUUUAAUUAUCUUGUUUGUCUCUGUCUUUAACUAUUAUAAAAAUCCUAACUUUAAUGCA
Molecule: messenger RNA, 1467 nt
Organism: Tripterygium wilfordii
Lineage: Eukaryota; Viridiplantae; Streptophyta; Magnoliopsida; Celastrales; Celastraceae
Product: zinc finger protein ZAT9-like
Exons: 1
Coding region: 193-1314 (373 amino acids)
Biological process (GO): regulation of DNA-templated transcription
Source: RefSeq, a predicted model, not a curated record